Mya arenaria is the source of this 1040-nucleotide messenger RNA. RefSeq lists its product as uncharacterized. The transcript is spliced from 3 exons. The record is from RefSeq and is a predicted model, not a curated record. Bases 74 to 919 code for a protein of 281 amino acids. Lineage: Eukaryota; Metazoa; Mollusca; Bivalvia; Myida; Myidae.
UGCUAUAUGGAUUGACAUUCUCUUACAUUUCCGAAAGUUUAAGUUAUUUUAUACAAAAUACUGCGACCAAAAAAUGAUGGACGAUAUCGAUAUGAAGGAAUCAUACCACUCUUGCAGCACUUCUUCAAAUGAAGGAGAACACAAUAAUUCUCAAGUUCGCAGAAGAAUCAGGAAUCCCUCGGAGGUGAGAAUUGGAGACAAAGUAAGUUUCUGGUACUUCUGUCUACCGCACGCGGGCAUUGUUUCACACAUUAGUUGCGUCAGCGACCAGACUCAAACAGCCGCAAUUAAGUGCAUUCAUUACGGCUGUACAAACCUUUUUGCAACAAGAACAAUAAUGGAAGAAGAGUUCCGUAUGGAUCUUUCAAAAUCAACUUGGUAUUUUUCAAGCGUGCCGUUCAACCCGUUACAGUCCUAUUCCGGCACGGAGCGACUCUUACGCGCUAAACAAAGAAUCGGUGAAAAAAGAUGGCAGUCUAAAAAUCGCUCCGAAGACUUCUGUAACUGGGCGGUGUUUAGAGAAAAUGAAACAGCCGAUUUCUCCCAAGAAGAAAGAGAUCAAACAUCGACCCCAAGGGCUUUAAGGUCGUUUUUCAAACCUGUUUACAUCGCAGACGAACUUGAAGAGGGCGAUGUCGUGGUCUACAAAGAAACUGGAAUUCUUGUUACGAAAAAACCUUUGCGUGAUGGAAACAAACAACUUUGUAUUGACGUUAUAGUCGCAAAGCACGGCAAAUGUCUACGAGAAAAGUUCGUGGUCAAUCUAAAUGAGGAACACAUAUCAAAGAAAUAUUUUGACCCUUCGGACUGUGUUUCGAGAAAAGAAAUGGUAACCCGAGCGAAACAAAUGGAAGGGAGGAACGUUUGUGCGCGGUCGACCAAUGAGUUAAUUGAGAAAUAUUUAACGAAUAAAGAUUAGAACUGUUGAGAGAAUUCCAUACACCUGAUAACAUUGUUGACGAAUCAUUAUAGUUAGUAAAUUUAGCUCCACCAAAAACAGUGUGUGUAUUCCACGUGAUAAAUUACGUCAUAAAUGCUAC